AUGGAUGAGAUGAAGAUAAAACGUUUCAAAACUUUAUCACUCGCCGUGAAAAACAAUUUUACAUUGUUACCAAAUGAACUUCUUCUGAAUAUAUUCGAAUAUCUUUCAUCAUGGGAUCUUGUUCGUGCAUUUGAUCAACAUUCUUUACAAUUUGGUCCACCUGUAACAUAUUGUCUUGUUAAACGAGGAAUGGAUUUGUCAAAUAUUCAAUCCUCUGAUGUUCAUUUACUUCCAUCGUGUUUAUCAUUUAUCAAAAAACAAUAUUUAAAUAUUUGUGUUAAUGAACAACGACUUUGUCUUUUAUUAACUUAUGUUCCAAUGCCAAGAACUCUUAUUUGUUUCCUCGAUAUGUCAUUAGAAAAAUCUUUCUUUUUUCAAAUGUUACCAGCAUCACUUUCAUGUCAAAAAUUAAUUCUUCAAUGUAAAUCCACUUGCCAACGAUGCAUAAAUAUUGAUGAAAUUUUAUUAUUAUUAUCAACAUCUGUUCAAACACUUUUUCUCGUUGAUAUCCUUUGUAUUGUUAAUCAACAAAGAUUAUCACAAAUUUCUUGUAUUUUUUCUAUUCAACAUCUUCAAUGUACAUUAGAAACUGAAGAUGAUCUUUGUGAAAUAUUGAAAUUAAUACCUUCGAUAAUCUUUAUUGAUAUCAAAUUAUUAUUCGAUAAAUCAUCUCAAUCUUAUGAAAGAUUAUCAUUACCACGAAAUUAUCGAAUUGAAUAUCCUCGUGAAAGUUUAAUUAAUUUAAAUCGAUUUCCUUCUUAUACAAAGAUGUACGAUCAAACACUUUAUUCUCUUCCUUGGUUUUCGAAUAAUUCUUCAUUAACUCUUCAUUCAUGUCGAGCAAUAAAUUAUCAAGAAAGUUUUUCCAAUUCCUUACCUAUGAUUCAUCAAUUAACUAUCCAAUGUUCAUUUGAACCCUGGUUAUUGGAUUUCGUCAUAUUUCUUCGUCAAACAUUUCCAAAUCUACAAACUCUUCGUACAAUUCAAAGUAGUGAUAACAGACGUCGCAUAGUGACAAUUAUCACAACUACAGAUAGAAAAUUAGGACGAUGCACUAUGUAUUAA
Messenger RNA from Adineta ricciae, 1065 nucleotides. Lineage: Eukaryota; Metazoa; Rotifera; Eurotatoria; Adinetida; Adinetidae. The record is from the annotation of a GenBank genome assembly.